Molecule: messenger RNA, 906 nt
Organism: Fusarium tjaetaba
Lineage: Eukaryota; Fungi; Ascomycota; Sordariomycetes; Hypocreales; Nectriaceae
Exons: 3
Coding region: 1-906 (301 amino acids)
Source: RefSeq, a predicted model, not a curated record
AUGUCGAUUCAUCAGCAAGAUCCAUGCGUUCAGCUCACUUCGAUGCCGCAAUUGGCUGAGGCCCUAAGCUUAGAGGAUGACUGGACCGGGACAACUGAUGCUGCAGCAAGAAGGAGGGCACAGACGAGGCUGAACAUGAGAGCAUACCGAAAGCGGAAGGCCCAGGAAAAGAAGGCUAAGGCGUCAAAGCCCGAGGGCGUCAAAUCUGAAGCAGUGGUUGAAUGCUGGGAUAUCAACCAAGAAUCCAUGUCCGCCGUCCCAGCAUCUCAUGCCAAGAGUAUAUACAACUCCAGAAAACCCCUACUAGCGUACAGAACCAAGAAGAAUCAGUCAAAUGUCGCCUUCCCUCUGUCUUCAGAUCAUCUCAUCACACUUCUCCAAUACAACGCCCUCCGAGCCUUGGCCGUCAAUAGGACUUUCAUCUCCGGCAUGCUAACCACACCUCUUGACUGCGGCGACGAAGACGUUAUCCACGUGGUCCCAUACCCAACCAACCCCGAUUCCCUCCCUUCCGCCCUUCUCCCCACAGUUCUCCAACAAACAGUCAUGCACUGUGAUUGGAUUGAUAUGUUUCCCUCCCCAGAGGCACGGGACUGUCUGAUUCGAGCUUAUGGCACCUUUGAUGAGGAUGAUUUAUGGGCUGAUUGUAUUGGCGGCUUAUAUGAGGGCUUUCCGGAUGACGAAAUGGAAAGACGUGGUUUGAUUGCUUGGUCACCACCGUGGGAUGUAUCAGGAUGGGAAAUGUCAGAGGAGUUUGUCAAGAAAUGGGGCUGGUUAUUUAAAGACUUUUCUGGGCCGCUGGAGGCGACGAAUAGAUGGAGGGUUGAGAGAGGCGAGGAACCUUUUGACCAUAAGGAUUAUCCACCAAGUCCUCCAGUGUCUGGUUUUGUCAUAUCAGAAGUUUAG